Molecule: messenger RNA, 2605 nt
Organism: Exaiptasia diaphana
Lineage: Eukaryota; Metazoa; Cnidaria; Anthozoa; Actiniaria; Aiptasiidae
Product: acetylcholinesterase
Exons: 10
Coding region: 76-2418 (780 amino acids)
Source: RefSeq, a predicted model, not a curated record
UAUAUUAUAUGCUUUAUACGGCUUACUGCGCGCCGACAGAGGCAUCACAACACGCGACUCUUUGAGAGCUCCAAGAUGAAGUCACUUUYACUGUAUUCGUCUCUUUUCCUUUGCAUUCUGUUAAAUAAGGCCACAGCUAUAAAAUACACACCCGUGAUAAGAAUCAAAAGUGGUCCAAUACGAGGUAUUGUCACCCAGCUCAAUACCGGUGGUGCCAUCAGAAAAUAUCUCGGUAUACCUUUCGCUAAAGCAGAGCGAUUUGGCAAACCCACGGACCCAGAACCCUGGACUGACCUCAAAGAUGUAAACAACACAGGAAAAAUGUGUCCACAACCAACAAACGUAGGAUUCCCGAUUACUGAGAUGAGCGAAGAUUGCUUGAAUUUGAAUAUUAUAGCCCCUGAAGGAGCAGACUCAUCACUACAUGUCAUGGUAUGGAUCCAUGGAGGAGCGUUUAUCUUGGGAUCGAACAGAAAUAACGAUUUCAGUUACAUGGCCUCGCUUGGCAAUGUCAUCGUCGUAGCCAUCAACUAUAGACUUAAUGUGUUUGGCUUCUUGGCAACUGGAAAGGACGGUGACCUGCCGGGAAACUAUGGAAUGCUGGAUCAAGUCUUUGGWUUAAAGUGGGUCAAAGAAAACAUUGACAAGUUUGGUGGUGAUCCUAACAAAGUCACCAUAUUUGGUGUUUCUGCUGGAGGAGCCAGUGUUAAUACCCUUGUGCUAUCUCCAAAGGCUAAAGGACUUUUCCGUCAUGCCAUCAUACAAUCUGGUGCUACUACUGCAUUAUGGGCGCAUACCAGCUACAGCAAGGCUCUUCAAGUUGCAAAGACAAUAGGCAAAGAUCUCAGAUGUAAUGAUAUCAAGACGUUCUCAAACUGCAUGAAAACGAAGAGUGUCCAAGAAAUAGCUGAAAUUGUGAAAAAGACACUUAAAACUGGAUGGUUUUUUCCACCCGUCGUAGGUGGAUCAUUUCUCCCUGCUGAUUCUCCCGAAGCUUUGUACCAAAGGGAGAAAACUGAYGUUAAAAUCAUGAUUGGCUCAUGUAACGACGAAGGAAAUGUCAUAACUAACGCUAUAACAGGAGCAGGACUUGUAUUUUUCAACGUCACCAAUGGCUUCGAGAGAKCGGACUUUAUAUCUGCUCUUCGUGAAAGAAAGAGCAAGAUGGUAGGCARUGAGCACAARGUAAUCAACGAGGCCAUACUCUACCGYUACACCGACUGGGACAACGUCACAGAUCGCUACAGAAACCGGCGAAUGUUUCUCAACAUGAUUGGCGAUUCUUUAUUCGUGGCACCAGCAAUUAAGACUGCUAGAGCAUUGGUCAACAAUUCUGUACUCACGUACAUGUAUCAUUUGGAGUAUCGCUUGGAUAGAUAUUUUACUUUUGUUGUUCCAUCCUGGAUUGGUGCAAAUCACGCGGCAGAUCUGACAAUAGGCAAAGAUCUCAGAUGUAAUGAUAUCAAGACGUUCUCAAACUGCAUGAAAACGAAGAGUGUCCAAGAAAUAGCUGAAAUUGUGAAAAAGACACUUAAAACUGGAUGGUUUUUUCCACCCGUCGUAGGUGGAUCAUUUCUCCCUGCUGAUUCUCCCGAAGCUUUGUACCAAAGGGAGAAAACUGAYGUUAAAAUCAUGAUUGGCUCAUGUAACGACGAAGGAAAUGUCAUAACUAACGCUAUAACAGGAGCAGGACUUGUAUUUUUCAACGUCACCAAUGGCUUCGAGAGAKCGGACUUUAUAUCUGCUCUUCGUGAAAGAAAGAGCAAGAUGGUAGGCARUGAGCACAARGUAAUCAACGAGGCCAUACUCUACCGYUACACCGACUGGGACAACGUCACAGAUCGCUACAGAAACCGGCGAAUGUUUCUCAACAUGAUUGGCGAUUCUUUAUUCGUGGCACCAGCAAUUAAGACUGCUAGAGCAUUGGUCAACAAUUCUGUACUCACGUACAUGUAUCAUUUGGAGUAUCGCUUGGAUAGAUAUUUUACUUUUGUUGUUCCAUCCUGGAUUGGUGCAAAUCACGCGGCAGAUCUUCCCUUCUUGUUUGGUUUUCCCUUAAUGGGCGCUGAUAACUCGUCAGUAAACUCGAAGGAUGGCAACUUUAGCCGUGCACUUAUUAGACUUUGGACAAACUUUGCCAAAUCAGGGGAUCCCAAUAAACCKGCCGAYAUCGGUCUAGUAUGGCCACAGUAYGACCUCAAACAACAACAGUUCAUGGCUCUUAAACCUAACAUGGCUGUACAAGSUAAAYUACGUAAYGAUUACGUGGCUUUUUGGAACAGUUUUGUACCAGCUGCCCUCAAAUCGAUGCCUAAACCUUCGCAACCUCCUGUUGACAGUAGUGGAACAGYGGUUAUCAGCGGUUUAGCGAUGUUGCUGUGUCUUCCUUGGUCUGUCCUACGAACUACCCAGUACUGAGUUGGACUCUAAGUGUAAUAUGAUCUAGAUAGUCUUGAAAAUAAUCACGCGCACUUGUCACGAGCCAGGAUGGUGGUGCCAAAAUUGUUCCUCAAUUCUUAACCUUUCAAUAAAUCAUUUAAAGCUAGUUUAUCGUGUGUAAUACAAAUAUUUAAUAUUAAAAAUGUGCCAUCCCACAUGUUGAUUU